AUGCAACUACAAUACCAAUUGUGUGUUGUCGCAUUGCUGCUCUUAAUUAUUCCCGAAUCAGUAUACACCCAAUCAACUGCAACAUGUCAAACAGCCGUUUGGAACAGUACCUUUCGAAUUUUAGCAGGUAUAUCAGGAGCGGCAUACAGUACAUCAACAACACUGUAUAAUCCAUAUCGUGCUGUGUUUGGUCCAACCAAUAUACUAUAUGUAGCGGAUCAGGCUAACAAUCGUGUUCAAAAAUUUGUCGGUGGAUCACCAACAGGAAUAACCGUACCAGGUUUAUCUUUAGCAGCUCCAAGUGAUCUUUAUGUUGACAGUAAUAAUGUUCUGUUUAUAUUGGAUACUACUAAUUACCGCGUACUGCGUUGGAAUAAUAGCGUUGUUACAACAGUAGCUGGUGGUCAUGGUGCCGGUUCAGCAAAUAAUCAAAUCACGACAAGUUAUUCAAUGUUUAUUGAUUCAUCAUCUAAUAUAUAUGUAUCAGAUUAUGGAAAUCAUCGUGUUGUGUUAUGGUCAGAUGGAAAUCCAAACACAAGUGCAGCUAUAGGUAUCACCGUAGCCGGUCAGUCAGGUGUAUCAGGUUCAGCGUCAUAUCUUUUAAAUUAUCCAUCAUCGGUUAUCUAUGACCAAUAUAAUUACCUUUAUAUUCUUGAUGAUGGUAAUGACAGAAUUCAACGUUGGGUUCCCGGAGCAACCUAUGGAAUAACUGUUGCAGCAACAACAAUGUCUAGUUCACGAGGAUUAACUUUUGAUCCCUAUGGAAAUAUAGUUGUAGCCGAUUCUGGCUAUCAUAGAAUUAUUUCAUUUGCUAUGUCAUGUGCUCAAGUAACCAUAUCAAUGUGUCAAACAGCUGCUUGGAAUCAAAGUUUUACAGUUUUAGCUGGAUCAUCAGGAAAUCGUGGAACAUCACCCACUUUACUAUACAAUCCAUAUAGUUCAUUUAUUGAUAUUUAUGGAAAUCUUUAUGUUGCUGAUUUUUAUAAUCAUAGAAUUCAAUAUUUUCGAAGUGGCUCAACAACAGCAAUAACAAUUGCUGGUACAACAUCAACCGGUGGUCCAACUUAUUCUCAACUAAAUAAUCCGUCAUCUAUUUAUGUUGAUUCAAAUAGAAAAAUGUACAUAUUAGAUGCAAGUAAUUGUCGUGUACUUCAAUGGACUCCUGGAGAUUCACGUGGUUUUCCUAUUGCUGGUGAUCAUGGUUGUGGAUCAGCAUUAACUCAAAUAGAUACUAGUUAUUCUAUGUUCAUUGAUAAUCAAUAUAAUAUUUAUAUAUCAGAAUAUGGAAAUCAUAGAGUUACAUUAUGGUCAUCAACCAAUACAUCAGCUGGAACUUUAAUUGCUGGUGGAUAUGGUUCUGGAAGUACAUCAGAAAAGCUUUAUUACCCAUGGGGAAUCUAUGUUGAUUCAAAUCAGGCAGUUUAUAUUGCUGAUAGAUCGAAUCAUAGAGUACAACUUUGGUAUUCAGGAGCAUUGUCAGGUAUAACUGUAGCUGGUACAACAGGUAGUUCAGGUCCUUGGUCAUAUCAAUUCAGUAAUCCAACUGCUAUUACUCUCGAUCCAUAUGGUUAUAUAUAUAUUCUGGAUACUGGAAAUUCGCGAGUCCAAAAAUGGUUACCAGGAGCAGACUUUGGAACAACAGUUAUAUUAACAUCAAUGAGUACUCCAUAUGGGUUAAUGUUUGAUCUUCGUGGAAAUAUUGUUAUUACUGAUUCCUUCAACUAUAGAAUUAUAUCUUUUGCUAUGAUAUGCCCUAAUGCAACAACAACAACAGUAUCACCACCAACUACACCACAGACUUCAUUGUGUCCAACAGCUCAAUGGAAUCAAACAUUAACUGUAGUAGCUGGGAUAACAUCAAGUGCAGGAACUACAGGAAUUUUAUUAUAUAGUCCAUAUAAUAUUUAUUUUGAUGGAUAUCAAAAUUUAUAUGUUGCUGAUACGACUAAUCAUAGAAUUCAAUAUUAUCCUCGCGGAACAUCAAUAGGUACCACUGUUGCUGGAAGUUCAGGUUCUGCUGGUAGUACCUAUUCACAAUUAUAUAAUCCAUAUGCAAUUUAUGUUGACUCAAAUCGAGCAAUGUAUAUAUUAGACACCAGUAAUUAUAGAGUUUUACGAUGGCAAUUUGGUGACUCACUUGGUUAUGUUGUUGCCGGUGGAAAUGGUAAUGGUGGAGCAUAUACUCAGAUCGGUGCAAGUUAUGCCAUGUUUGUUGAUAGUCAAUCGAAUGUCUAUGUAUCUGAAUCUGGUAAUCACAGAGUAACCUUAUGGCUAUCAACAAAUGCAACAGCAGGAAUAUUAGUUGCUGGUGGUAAUGGUGCUGGAAGUACAUCCGAAAGAUUAUACAAUCCUUGGGGUAUUUAUGUUGAUUCCAAUCAAACGAUGUACAUUGUUGAUAGAACUAAUCAUCGAGUACAACUAUGGCUUAAUGGAGCAAUAAGUGGUACUACUGUUGCUGGUGCAACUGGUAGUGCAGGUCCAUGGGCUUAUCAAUUGAGUAGUCCAACAUCAUUGUUGCUAGAUCAAUAUGGUUAUGUGUAUAUACUGGAUUUUGGAAACGAUCGAAUUCAAAAAUGGCUUCCAGGUGCAUCUUAUGGCACAACAGUUGUAUCAGCAUCUUUCUCAAAUCCCUAUGGAAUGCAAUUUGAUCUUCUUAACAAUCUUGUUGUAGCCGAUACUUCUAAUCAUCGCAUUGUAUCCUUCGGUGUUUUUUGUGGUAUGUUGAAAUAUUGUAUUAUAUUUUCUAUUCAUGAAAUGAGUUUUCAAAUUUUAGCUGCUACAACAACAACAACAAGACCUCCACCGACUACAUCACCCACGCCAAUAUGUGCAACAGCUCAAUGGAAUCAAACAUUUUCAAUUUUGGCUGGAAUAACAGGAAGUAUAGGAACAUCAACCACAUUAUUACGUAAUCCAUAUGAUGCUGUCUUGGAUGGAUAUCAAAACUUAUACGUUGCUGAUACAACUAAUCAUAGAAUUCAAUAUUUUCCUCGCGGAACAACAACAGGUAUAACUGUUGCUGGAAGUUCAGGUUCUGCUGGUAGUACCUAUUCACAAUUGUAUAAUCCAUCUGCAAUUUAUGUUGAUUCAAAUCGAGCAAUGUAUAUAUUAGACACAACUAAUUAUAGAGUUUUACGGUGGCAAUUUGGUGACCCAUUUGGUUACGUUGUUGCUGGGGGAAAUGGAGCUGGUGCAGCAUUAACUCAAAUAACAACAAGUUAUGGCAUGUUUGUUGAUAGUCAAUCGAAUGUCUAUGUAUCUGAAUCUGGUAAUCACAGAGUAACCUUAUGGCUAUCAACAAAUGCAACAGCAGGAAUAUUAGUUGCUGGUGGUAAUGGUGCUGGAAGUACAUCAGAACGAUUAAAUAGUCCUUGGGGUAUUUAUGUUGAUGUUAAUAGGUCAAUAUAUAUAUCUGACUAUUCAAAUCAUCGAGUUCAACUUUGGAAAUCUGCAAGCAGUGGUGUUACUGUUGCUGGUACAACUGGUGAUCCGGGUCCAUAUGCAUAUCAAUUAAAUAAUCCAACAGGUGUAACAAUAGAUCCAUAUGGCUAUAUAUAUGUAUUAGAUUCUGCAAAUGAUCGAAUUCAAAAAUGGUAUCCAGGUGCUACUUAUGGAAUAACAAUGAUAGCAGUACCAAUGAAUACUGCCUAUGGAUUGCACGCUGAUAAUCAAGGAAACCUUAUUGUUGCUGAUACAUAUAAUUAUCGAAUUUUAUCUUUUCCUAUGACAUGUCCUGGUACAACAACAACAACGACGGCACCACCAUUUCAAACAACUGUCCCAGUUUGUUCUACAGCUGUUUGGAAUCAAACAUAUUCUACACUAGUUGGAUCAUCAGGAGCAUAUGGUUCAACGCCAACAUUAUUAUAUAGUCCAUCAAGUAUUGCUUUUGAUGGAUAUGGAUAUAUGUAUAUUGCUGAUAUAAGCUCGAAUGUUGGAGAUACUGUAGCUGGUGUCACAAGUUCUUUGGGAAGUUCACGAGGACAACUUUAUAAUCCAAAUGGAUUGCAUGUUACUCGUAAUAGAACAAUGUUUAUAUUGGAUACAACAAAUUAUAGAGUUUUGAAGUGGCAAUUAGGAGAUCCAUUUGGGUAUAUUGUCGCUGGUGGAAAUGGUAAUGGUGCAGCAUAUACUCAAAUUGGUGUGAGUUAUGUUAUGUUUGUUGAUGGCAACUACAAUAUUUAUGUAUCAGAAUACAGUAAUAAUAGAAUAACAAAAUGGUCUAUGAAUAAUGCAACUUCAGGAGUUAUGGUUGCUGGUGGAAAUGGUGCUGGUAGUACAGCGGAUAAAUUAUCCAGUCCUUAUGGAAUCUUUGUUACUAGUAAUUCUAUAUAUAUUGUUGAUCAAGGAAAUCAUAGAGUGCAAAAUUGGGUUUUCGGUGCAAGUCUUGCUACAACAAUAGCCGGUUCAACAGGUGAUCCAGGGCCAUGGUCAUAUCAAUUUAAUACUCCAACAUCAAUUGCAAUUGAUCCCUACGGUUAUAUGUAUAUAUUGGAUUCUGCAAAUGAUCGAGUUCAAAAAUGGUAUCCAGGUGCACCCUAUGGAAUAACAGUUGCAUCAACAACAAUGGCUGCACCAUUGGCAAUGCAAUUUGAUCCUGUUGGUAAUCUUGUUGUAUCAGAUACAGGCUAUCAUCGUGUUAUAUCAUUCAAUAUAAUGUGUCCAUCACCAACAACAACAACAACACAGCCACCAACUCAAGCGGCAACACCAGUAUGUCAAACAGCUAUAUGGAAUCAAACAUAUUCAACAUUAGCUGGGUCAAUGUCAACAGCUGGAUCAACAUCAACAUUACUUUAUAAUCCAUAUGAUGUGAAUUUUGAUGGCUAUGGAAAUAUGUAUGUUGUUGAUUAUCAAAAUCAUAGAAUUCAAAAAUUUCUUCCAGGAUCGAAUGCUGGUACAACAGUAGCGGGUUCUUCAGGUUCAGCUGGAAGUUCUCGUUCACAGUUGUAUUAUCCAACCAUGAUUUUUGUCGGACCAAAUCAAGCAAUGUAUAUUUUAGACACAAGUAAUUAUAGGAUUAUAAAAUGGCAAGUUGGUGACACAUUAGGUUAUAUUGUUGCUGGUGGAAAUGGUAAUGGUGGAGCAUAUACCCAAAUUGGUACAAGUUAUGGAAUGUUUGUUGACCAAAAUUAUAAUAUUUAUAUAUCUGAACAAACAAAUCAUCGUAUUUCGAAAUGGUUUAAUGGAAAUACAUCUGCUGGAAUAUUAGUUGCUGGUGGAAAUGGGGCUGGAAAUACAGCAGAUAAACUGAAUUCACCAUGGGGAAUUUAUGUUGAUGGAAACGGAACUAUGUUCAUUGUUGAUAGAGGAAAUCAUAGAGUACAAAAAUGGAGUGCAGGUGCCAGUCUUGCUACAACUGUAGCUGGUUCAACAAGUGAUGCAGGUCCAUGGUCAUAUCAAUUUAAUAAUCCAACAGCAAUUACAUUGGAUCCAUACGGUUAUAUGUAUAUAGUAGAUUAUAGUAAUAAUCGAGUUCAAAAAUGGUAUCCUGGUGCAAGUUACGGUACAACUGUUGCAUCAGGAUCAAUGAAUUUGCCAUAUGGAAUGACAUUUGAUCGUCUUGGAAAUCUUGUUGUCGCUGAUUCAAGUUAUCAUAGAAUUAUUUCUUUUAGUAUUAUGUGUCCUUCACCCACAACAACAACAACAGCACCACCAAUGCUAACAACGAGUCCACUAUGUUCCACAUCUGUUUGGAAUCAAACAAUAUCAAUUAUGGCUGGUUCAACUUCAAAUGCUGGAUCAACAGCAACAUCACUGUAUAAUCCAUAUGAUAUUGACUUUGACGGUUAUGCAAAUCUCUAUGUUGUUGAUUAUCAAAAUCAUAGAAUUCAAAGAUUUCAACCAGGAUCUCUUACUGGUAUAACAGUAGCUGGCUCAUCAGGCUCAGCUGGUAGUACACGUUCACAAUUAUAUUAUCCAACAUCAAUGAGUGUAACAAAAAAUGGAACAAUGUUUAUAAUGGAUACAACAAAUUAUAGAGUUUUAAGAUGGCAAGUUGGUGACACAUUGGGUUAUGUUGUUGCUGGCGGAAACGGUAAUGGUGGUGCAUUUACUCAAAUUGGUGUCAGUUAUGAAUUAUUUGUGGAUGAUCAAAAUAAUGUUUACGUUUCUGACAAUGCUAAUCAUCGCAUUACCAAAUGGUACUCUACGAAUUCUACUACUGGAAUUUUAAUUGCUGGUGGAAAUGGUCUGGGAAAUACAGCAGAAAAAUUGAAUUCACCAUGGGGUAUUUAUGUUGAUAAUAGUGGUGGAUUAUAUAUUGUUGAUCGUGGCAAUCAUCGUGUGCAGUAUUGGCCAUAUAGAGGAAGUUUUGGUACAACAGUAGCUGGUUCAACAAGUGAUCCAGGUCCAUGGUCAUAUCAACUCAAUAAUCCAACAUCAGUUACACUAGAUAUAUAUGGUUAUAUUUAUAUUAUGGACUUUACCAAUGAAAGAAUUCAAAGAUGGUUUCCAGGUGCAGCAUUUGGUGUUACUGUUGCAGCAACAAAUAUGUAUAAUCCAUAUGGUAUGACAAUGGAUCCAUUUGGAAAUCUAAUAGUAGCUGAUACAUCUUAUCAUCGUGUUAUUUCAUUUAGUGUUACGUGUCCGGCUACAACAACAACAACACCCGUACCUGCAACUCAAGCAAUAAUUCCAUUAUGUCCAACAGCUAUUUGGAAUCAAACAUUUUCUGCAAUAGCUGGAACAGUGGGGUCGCCAGGGUCAACAUCCAUAUUACUUAAUACUCCAUAUGAUCUAGAUUUUGAUGCUUAUGGAAAUAUGUAUAUUGUUGAUUAUAAUAAUCAUCGAAUUCAACGAUUUCCAUAUGGAGCAUUUAUUGGUACAACAGUAGCUGGAUUUUCACUCGGAAGUGGAAGUUCACGUUCAGAAUUGUAUUAUCCAACAUCAAUAAGUGUAUCGCACAAUGAAACAAUGUUUAUAUUAGAUAGAAGCAAUUAUAGAGUUUUAAGAUGGCAAGUUGGUGACACAUUAGGUUAUAUUGUUGCUGGUGGAAAUGGUAAUGGUGGAGCAUUUACUCAAAUCGGUACAAGUUAUGGAAUUUUUGCAGAUGAACAAUAUAAUAUUUAUAUAUCUGAACAAACAAAUCAUCGCGUUACUAAAUGGUUAAAUGGAUAUACUGCCACUGGAGUUGCCGGUGGAAAUGGUGCUGGAAAUACAGCAGAAAAACUAAAUUCACCAUGGGGACUUUAUGUUGAUUCAAAUCAAUCAAUUUAUGUUGUUGAUAGAGGAAAUCAUAGAAUACAAAAAUGGGGUGCAGGAGUCAAUGGUGGUUUAACAGUAGCUGGUUCAACAAGUGAUCCAGGUCCGUGGUCAUAUCAAUUUAAUAGUCCGACGGCAGUUACAUUGGAUCCAUAUGGUUAUAUUUAUGUACUGGAUUAUAAUAACAAUCGAGUUCAAAAAUGGUAUUCUGGUGCAAGUUAUGGUACAACUGUUGUAUCAGGAUCAAUGAGUCUUCCAUAUGGAUUGAAAAUUGAUCGUCUUGGCAAUUUAGUUGUGGCUGAUUCAUCGAAUCAUCGUGUUAUUUCAUACAGUGUGAUGUGUCCUGCACCAACAACAACAACAACGUUACCACCACCUCAAAGUCAAAUUCCAUUAUGUGCAACAGCAAUGUGGAAUUCAUCAUUUACAAUGGUUGCUGGUGCAACAGGAACGGCUGGAUCACUAUCGACAUAUUUCUCUUCUCCAUAUGGUGUUAAUUUUGAUGCAUAUGGAUAUAUGUAUGUUGUUGAUUAUAAUAAUCAUAGAAUUCAAAGAUUUCGACAAGGAUCCAAUAUCGGAUCAACAGUAGCAGGUUUUAAUCCAUCAUCUGGUAGUGGACGUUCAGAAUUAUAUAAUCCAUCAGCUAUAUAUGUUGACACAAGUCAAACAAUGUAUAUAUUGGAUACUUAUAAUUAUCGCGUGAUGAAAUGGCAAGUUGGAGAUUCUAUUGGUACAACAAUAGUUAAUGGUCGAGGUGCUGGUUCAACAUUUGAUAAAAUAGGAAGAAGUCAUGGAUUUUUUGUCGAUAGUAAUUAUAAUAUUUAUAUAUCCGAAUAUGGAAAUAAUCGUGUUNAUUAG
Rotaria sp. Silwood2 is the source of this 8061-nucleotide messenger RNA. The record is from the annotation of a GenBank genome assembly. Lineage: Eukaryota; Metazoa; Rotifera; Eurotatoria; Philodinida; Philodinidae.